Messenger RNA from Planococcus citri (citrus mealybug), 763 nucleotides. RefSeq lists its product as uncharacterized. NCBI's taxonomy places the organism in Eukaryota, Metazoa, Arthropoda, Insecta, Hemiptera, Pseudococcidae. The transcript has 4 exons. Bases 163 to 645 code for a protein of 160 amino acids. The record is from RefSeq and is a predicted model, not a curated record.
ACUGGUUCGAAUUUGUGGUGGUGUAUUUUAUAAAGGUUUUAUUUCCAAUUUAAGAAAAGGAUUCCUUUGCAUUUCAUCAGUUCUGUUUCUAACUGGGUAGUGGCGAGAUCGUUUGCUUCGUUAUUUGUUAAUUUGUUCAUCGUACAUAUCAAAUAGAUAAAAAUGGAAAGCUACAAAUUAGUCAUUUUUCUCGCCUUUUGCAUCACCCUGUGCUAUGCCAAAGUUGACGCCGGAUCCAAUGCAACUUCAACAGUACCUCCUGAAAAACAGACGUAUGUUGUGUCAUCUUCAAUUUUCCCUUCUGAUUUAUCUUGGAAUACUGGUUUUGGUCAAGCUUUGAUUUUCGUAGGAGCUGCUGCGUUUAGUUUCGUGUUAAUAGGAGGACUGACUUUGCUUCUUGCUCCGCUUUUCGGAUACAAAGUCUGCGCAAUAUUGGGCAAUUGCAAUAAAGAAGCGAUAACGUAUUCGGCCGAAGGUACUUUACAAAAUCCAGCCCAAUCAAAUACAUAUAAUAACGAUUGGGGAACCGCAGCACCGUACUUCCUUCAAGCUCCUUACACCACGUAUGGAAAAAGGUCGGUCGAAUACAUCAAACCUAUCUUGGAAACGUUGGCUAAGACUUACGAGCAAUCAAAAAGACGUUAAUUUAAUUUAAUCACUUAGGUAGUCGAUAAUUAGAUACAUGUAAAAUAAGGUGAUAAUUUCUGUAAAUUUCCACAAUAUAAAAAUAAAUUCCUAGGAUUAAAAAAUGAAUUUAUUACAA